UGACAUUUCAUUUAGAUGUUUUUGCAUUUGCUUUUUGCGCGUGAAGUGUGGGAAACGGAAAAGUAAUAUUAGGCAUUUACAUAUUGUUUAUGUUAACACUUUACCGUACAUAACCUGGUAAACUACCGGCUCAAAUAGUUUAUUUACUCUAACUGGACCUCUGAUCUUCAAAAUAAAUGCAAUAAUCUGAAUACUGAUAUGGAUUUCACCUCGGACCUAACAUCAUUUCAAGGAUCUAUACUUGAAGCCAACAGCCUCUAUUUAUAUACCAAAAUAAAAGGGAGAGGAGGCUAUGAAACUAAAAUUAAAGAGACUAAACAACAUUUAAUUAAGUUUAUAGAGGAUAAAUACUCUAACACUUCAGAUAAAGAAACUAAAAAUAUUUUUAGAAAGUUCACAAUGUUCCUUGUUUUAAAUGCAGACUUGCCUAUUUUGGAGGAGUUAGCUGCAAUAGAUGAAUUAAGUUCUGUUAUUCAGACUAUCCCAUCAUUGCCAAAAUCCUUGAUAGGAGAAUUACUAUGGAAUCAGUAUAUGGAAGAAUUUAUCCCUGAAAUUAUUGUUUUUACCCAUCCAAAGCUUUCUUUGUCAUUAUCAGAGGUCUUAAUUGAAAAUUUUCAGUAUGCCGACCCAAGAAAUUGUUUUAAAAAGUUAAAAAUUUUAGUGACAUCAUGUUACAGAUUCAUCUACAGAUUACCAUUUUUUAAAGAUGGAAAUAAUUUCUCAACUGGCGCUUUACAGAACUUUCAUUCAUGUUUAAAGUAUUUUUAUGAACCACCCAAUAGGAGCAAACUUGAAGAUUUAAACAAAGAUGAUAAGUACAAAUACAUUGGAAAUAAUUUAUAUGCAAUGCUGUUAACAAUAAAAGAUUGUAUUAAUGAAUACACCAAAGUUCAACAAUUGAACCCAGCAGAUUUCCAUGAAGUGUAUGGUUUGACAUAUAAUGAAGAAUGUCUUGAAAAAAGUCAAUCUGAAUUGACCUUGGCCAUGUUUCCUGAUAAUUUAAAAAAAAUUAUAGAAAAUUGCAAUGAACUCUUAUUAGGUACAUGUAAGGAACUAGUCAUGGAGGUCAGUGUUGAUAUAUUUUGCUCCUGGAGUGAGUUUGAAGAAAAUGGAAAAAGCAUGCAACAGAGAAUUGGUGAACUUUGUUAUAAGAUACAUACCGAUUUGUGUAAUGUUAGUACAACAUCGGAACAUCCAAUUGUUAAUAUGUUAAAACAAAUAUCAUAUGUGCCGGUUUCAUGUGAAGAUUUAAUUAAUAAUACUGACUGUGAUACUAUUGUUAGUAAUAUUAAAAACAGUGCAGAUGAAAGAGAACAGUGGUUGAAAGCAUUAUUAAAAAAGGAUAAAUUGUGUGAGAACUUAGGUAUUAUUGAACAAAUAAUAUCAAAUAUAACAGUGUACACAACAGAUGAAUCAUACAAGUUAUUUAAUGUUUGUGUUACGGAUAUUGAUAGUUAUCCGGAGAAUAAGGAGGAGAUUAAAUUGCUAUUAAUUAAAGCAUUCCAACAAUGUGCUGAUAAUGAUAAGUUAAAAAUCUUGGAAGAGCAUUUCACGAACAAUAAUUUUAAUGAUGAUUUGAUGAGCAAUCAGUUUGAAUCAUUUUCAGUGGAAGUAUUCAAUAAACUAACUACAUUAGAUAAUGCAGAGUUAACCAAUGUUUUAAGUCUAUUCUUACAAUGUCCUAAAAAGGUUUAUGUGAAAUUUUUUCAUCUUGCUGUAGAAAAUAAAGGACAAACUGAAAUAAUGCUUAAUAUAUUAACACAAUUAAAAAAGUUCUCUGAUUAUUUCUACACACAAGACACAGAGCCAUGCAUUAUAAUAUCUGCAAAAGAAGUUUUAGAUGAGGAGUUGCAAGAUGAAAGAUUGAAUAACUAUGUGAAACUGAUAUGCGGCUUGAAGUCGGCUGGUGUAAUACAUAUGAACAAGCUGUUGCUCUUAAUUAUUAUGCCAAGUCUCCACUCAGCGGUACUAAAUAAAAAAAUCAAUUCUAUCAACCUACAAUGCAAGUUACUUAAAGAGGCAUUUACAGUGAAUGAAUUAUUAGAAUAUAAAGUACCCAUACUGGCUAUGUUAGGGCAGGUUCUGGAUGCUGUGCGAUGGACAAUUACUACAUUCACAAGUCCAGGACCACCUACUUUGGAACUAUUAAUACAAUUAAUUGACUCAUUUAUUAGUUUUGAUCCUGUUGAAAUGAAAGAACGAGAAAAAACAUGGUUGAAAGUUAAACUCAGGAAUAUAAGCCCAUUAAACAUGUAUUAUUAUAGAUUCCUAUGGAAUCCACCUGGUGAUUCAUUCCUAGAAAUCAUUACCGGUGUGCAAACGAAUAUUAAUAUGGAUGUUGAUUUGUUGACUACUAGAAUAUCACAGCUCUUAUGCUCUACGACUAUGCAAGAGUGGUAUCAAAUAUGGAAUAGUCUAGAAGUUUUCAAGAAUGAACGCAUCUUAGAUAUAUUUCAUGACGCAUUGCUCAUGAUUGGAAUGGCUGAAAAGACUUAUCGUACAGAAAUAACAUGGGCGUGCAUGUUGUAUUGUUUCCAAAACUUCUCAUUAAUUAUAAGGUAUACAUAUUUGCCAAGUGUGCUGGACGAUAAUAUGACAUUGAGAUUGGUGAAUAAGCUGAUAAUGCUGGAAAAUUUUGCAGAAGAAAGUGAAAUUAAAGAGUUUUGUAAUACGGUUAGGCCUAUUUUUGCAUAUUUGGGAGAAAGAGUAAACGAAAAUGAUAAUUUGAGAUCAAAAUUAAACGAAACGUGUAAUGUAAAUGUGCGCAAUAAGUUCUUUUUAGAUAUGUUAAAUAAAAUUUUUGUUAAAAAUUGCAAAGUAUGAGAAUGAAUAUGAAGCUAUUUGUAUAA
This is a messenger RNA of Leptidea sinapis, 2849 nucleotides long. RefSeq lists its product as uncharacterized. NCBI's taxonomy places the organism in Eukaryota, Metazoa, Arthropoda, Insecta, Lepidoptera, Pieridae. The record is from RefSeq and is a predicted model, not a curated record. The transcript has 6 exons. The coding region runs from base 199 to 2823 and encodes 874 amino acids.